Messenger RNA from Closterium sp. Yama58-4, 264 nucleotides. The record is from the annotation of a GenBank genome assembly. NCBI's taxonomy places the organism in Eukaryota, Viridiplantae, Streptophyta, Zygnematophyceae, Desmidiales, Closteriaceae.
AUGGCAAAGAAGUCGAGGGAGACAAGAAAGCGGCAACUCGAGUUUGAUCAACAAAGAGAAAGAGAGCAGAAGGAAAAGCUGCAAAAGAAGAAGGAAGAGAAGCUGUUGAAAAUGAAGGUGGAUUCCAAGGCUGGUGUCGCUAAGAGGAAGAAAGCGGCCAAAUUCCAGCUUCGGGUGCAAAAGAAGCUCCAACUCAAGAUUGGAAAGCGCGCGGCUCAUAAACAGAUGAAGGAAGCUGCGAAGGCCGCGAUGGACAUAGAAUAA